Messenger RNA from Rhincodon typus (whale shark), 7084 nucleotides. It is a transcript of the gene klhl26, whose product is annotated as kelch-like family member 26. Bases 126 to 1685 code for a protein of 519 amino acids. The transcript has 2 exons. Lineage: Eukaryota; Metazoa; Chordata; Chondrichthyes; Orectolobiformes; Rhincodontidae. Gene Ontology annotation, molecular function: protein binding. The record is from RefSeq and is a predicted model, not a curated record.
GAGUUCAAAGCACAGACUCCACUCAACAACUCUAAGGCAGAGUUCCUCAAGCAACCAACACUUGCUACAGAUGUGGUCACUAUGAAACACAAUAGGAUCCACCAGCUCUCUCAUCAUGCAGGGCAAUGUUCACCGGGGGAAUGCGGGAAGCAGGCCAGAAUAUCAUUGAGUUGAAGGGUGUGUCUGCCAGGGGCCUGAAACACGUCAUUGAUUUUGCAUACAGUGCUGAGGUAACCCUGGACCUAGACUGUAUUCAGGAUGUGCUGGGAGCUGCAGUCUUCCUGCAGAUUGUGCCCGUGGUGGAAUUGUGUGAGCAGUUCUUGAAGUCAGCUAUAAGUGUGGAGACUUGCCUUAACAUUGGGCAGAUGGCCACCACCUUCAGCCUGUCCUCUUUGAAAGAAUCAGUGGAUGUUUUCACCUUUGCUCACUUCCUACAAAUUGCUGAGGAGGAGGAUUUCCUGCAGCUUCCCCUUGAAAGACUCAUCUUCUUUCUGAAGAGCAACAAGCUGAAAAAUUGCAGUGAGGUUGACCUGUUCCACGCUGCUAUCAGAUGGUUGCAGUAUGAUGAGUCUCGACGAGCCAAUGCACAUCUGGUCCUGUGUCAUAUCCGCUUUCCCCUGAUGAAAUCCUCUGAACUAGUGGACAAUGUCCAGACACAGGCUGUGAUGGUGGAAGACCCUGUGUGUCGUCACUACCUGCUGGAAGCAUUCAACUACCAGAUCCUGCCAUUCCGCCAACAUGAGAUGCAGUCUGCUCGGACCAGAAUCCGAUCAGACACUGUCUCCCUUGUUGCCUUUGGUGGCACUCCAUACACUGAUAAUGAUCGGACAGUCAGUUGCAAAGUCUUUGCUCUUGCUGACGGGAAUGCACGUCAGUUCAUGGAGAGACCAGAGAUGGAGAUAGGCUGUAGUCACGCCUGCAUUGCUGUCUUGGAUAACUUUGUAUAUGUGGUGGGAGGUCAGCAUCUACAGUACAGGAGUGGUGAAGGAGCAGUCAGCUGGUGUUUCCGUUAUGAUCCCCAUCUCAAUCACUGGUUACGGAUUCGGUCCAUGCAGGAAGGUCGCAUUCAGUUCCAACUAGAUGUGCUGCAAGGAAUGUUAUUCGCCACUGGAGGCCGGAAUCGGUCUGGGAGCCUCUCCACAGUCGAGCGUUACUCUCCACGAAGAAAUGAAUGGACAAAUGUGUGUUGCUUGAAACGGCGGACUUGGGGACAUGCAGGAACAUCCAGUGGGGGCAAACUCUAUAUCUCUGGAGGCUAUGGUAUCACCGUUGAGGAUAAGAAAUCUCUUCUCUGCUACACUCCUGAAACUGACCUCUGGGAAUUCAAAACCCCAAUGAAUGAGCCACGGGUCCUUCACUCAAUGGUUGGAGCGAAUGGACGGAUUUAUGCAAUUGGUGGCCGCAUGGACCAUGUUGACCACUGUUUCGAUGUCCUGGCAGUUGAAUAUUACAUCCCUGAAACUGAUCAGUGGACCAGCGUCAGUCCAAUGAGGACCGGCCAGUCUGAAGCUGGCUGUUGUGUGUUGCAAAGAAAGAUUUAUGUGGUGGGCGGUUAUAACUGGCACUUGAACAAUGUGACAAGUAUUGUGCAAGUUUAUAAUAUCGGCACAGAUGAGUGGGAGAGGGACCUACAUUUUCCUGAAUCAUUGGCAGGAGUUGCCUGCGCCCCCCUUGUCCUCCCAUAGCUUGUAGAGCAAUGAUAGCAAAGACACUGCUGCAAGACAGAAUGGAGGAGCCAGAGGACCUUCAGUGUGACAAUUCAAGUAACCAUACAGUGACCUGUUUGAUUUGAAACCUAUUUAAACUCAGCCAUUCAACAAUAUUCUGUAGAGAUGUAUUAAAAACCCAUGUUGAUGCUUAAAUCAAAUAUUUGAAUCCUCCCCACAUGGCUUCAAAUAGUGAAAGCAAAAUGAAGCAUAUCAGAAUUACAGAUAAAAAGCUCCAGCCUGCUGUCACCCUGCAUGCAAUGUUACCUUUCCCCCCCAAACUCCCUGCAAACCACUGGUCCCACACAUGUAAGAUGUUCUAGCAGCUCUGUUGCCGUGCAUGAUACAAGUUUCUUGACUUCAUUGUGCUAAAACUGGCAACAGUACAGCACACUGAAUUGCUGAGCAUUGGAAUCUUUUGUGAAGCCAAACCCUCCCAAGAUCCAUGAGAUAUUCAGUUCCAAUAAUGAUUCCAUUGAAUGUGCAUUAAAAGUAAAGCUGGUUUUUCAUGCUCAGCAUGUGAUGAACUCUUCAAAUCAGGACAAUAGCAAAAUGCAGAUGCUGGAAAUUUGAAUUAAAAGCAAAAUUGCUGGAAAACCCACAAGAUCAGACAGCAUCUGUGGGGAGAGCAGUUAAGGUUUCAGGUCGAUGAGUUUUCAUCAGAUAAGCACUGCCUCUCAAUUUUUCUUCAGUUAAUUUUGGAGUGAUUGAAUGUGAAACAUCACUGUAUUCCUAAAUGUUAUUUUUGCAUGAAGCCUCUGUGAAGAACGCCAAAGCACUAUCACUGGUUACAGCCAUCCUCUCUAGAAAAUGUGCUUGGACUCUAGCUAUUUACAGUAUACAUGAUUUAGAUGAAGGAACUAAACUUUAUAUUUCCACAUUUGCAGACAACACAAAGCUGGGUGGGUGAAAUGAGGAGGAUGCAAAACUGUUUGUGUGAUUUGGACAAGUUGAGUGGGUAGACACAUGCAUGGAAGAUGGGUAUAAUGUGGAGAAAAGUGAGCUUAUCCACUUCGGCAGCAAAAACAGGAAAGCAGAUUUUUACUUGAAUGUAAUGGAUUGGGAAAGGGGGAGGUGCAGUAAGACCUGGGUGUCCUUGUACAUCAGUGGCAUGCAGGUGCAGCAGGGUGAAGAGGCAAGUGGUAUAUUUGCCUGCAUAGGGAAAGGAAUCAAGUACAGGAGCAGGUAUGUCUUGCUGAAACUGUACAGGGCUUUAGUGAGACCACACCUGGAGAACUGUGUACAGUUUUGGUCACCUUAUUUUACCAACCAAUGAAUUACCAUUUUUCCUGUGACGUCACAAUUUGCUUUGUGCUAAGCUCCUGAUCCUGUGCUUCAAUUUACCCUGUUAAAAUGACAACCAGCAAUGAGCCAAAAAAAGCAAGCACAAAGUACCUCUUCUCACGCUGCCUGCAAAGACCUGAACUAUGUAUUCACUCAUGCUGUGUCUCAUUCCAGACGUGAUCUUUCCUUUGCUUACUGAUUGUGCACUUUCAACAGAUGUCCUCUUAAAUAGAGCUGAGAUGACCCACACUAGUUAAGUAAUCAACACCUAUGAGGCUCUGAUCAAGCUUCAGUUGAUUGACUGAUGACUGUCCCUCAGUCAGCUGGUUAGUUACCUUGUUGACCUUUUAACUAAACCUCUAAACUUUAAACUUUUAACUUUUAAAAUGGAGGAAGAAAAGAACGAUUUGCUGGUCUCCCAUGCUGACUCCAAAGUCCCCAAAGUAUAUACUCAAGCUUUGUCUCACUCCGAAUUGAUCUGUUCUUCCUGACUGUGCGAAGCUCACUGAAUUAAAACAGAACUGGACAGGGUAAAUGCAGAAAGGAUGUUUCUGAGGACAGGGGAGUCCAGAACCUGGGGACCACAGAUUAAGGAUAUGGGGUAGGUCAUUUAGGACUGAGAAAUGUCUUCACCCAGAGAGCGGUGAGCCUGUGGAAUUCUCUGCACAGAAAGUAGUUGAGUCUAAACCAGCUACUUAAGGGUAAACCUACAACAGAAGAGUGGGAGGUGUUCCACAAGGAAUUGGGGAAAGUACAGGCCUAACAUGAUCUGAUUAGAGUGAAAUGUAGGAGCAAUAAGCCCAGAGAAUCCUGCAUGUCAAGGAAUAUUCCAAAAUGGGUUAAAGGGAAAGGAAAGGCAUAGAACAGGUACAAAGGGAACAAAUCAAUGGAGUUCCUAGUGGGCUGGGGUGGAGGAGGUCCUUAAGAAAUCAAUGGAGAGAGCAAAGAGGGAGAGUGAAAAAAAACAGUGCAGGCAAGCUUAGGGAGAAUCCCAAGAUUUCCUACAAGUAUAUGAAGGGGAAAGGCCUAACAAGGGGAAAGUAGGGACCAAGGGGAAAAUUAGUACAUGGAGCCAGAGGACAGUGGUAGUGUUAUGGACCAGACCAAUCCCCCUCAAAGUAUAUUCAGAAGAUGGUCUAGACCCUAACGUCUUGUUACCUUAAAGGUAAGUGUAAGGUGUUGCAUUCCAGAUACAGUUCGAUUGGUCAAACUACUCGAUGUUAAGCAAACAAUUUUUACUUUUACACUACAAUUAAAAUACGGAUAAAAUAAAAACCACUGAAGGAAUUGGCUUAACUGUAACUCUAUUGAAAUGCUUAACAAAAUAUUAGAUGUAUUAACUAAUACUAAUUAACUGUUCCAAUAUAAUAACAUCCCAUAAACACACCCUUGGCAAAGGCAAAUUCAGUAAAAUAGAUGGGCUCUCAUGUAAUUCUAACAGCAGGAAGAGAACCCCAGCUUUUAGCUGUAACAGAGAGAGGAAAAGCAGCUUCAAGACCCCAGCAGCUGCUACUGAAAAUGUAAAAUUAAAAAUGCUGCUUCUGUGGAAACUUGACCCCAACCAUUCAGACUACUUGUAUUGUUCCAAACUUUUAAAUAAAAAGCACCAAGGCCUCACAAGCUGUUUAUUGGAUUCAAAUAGACAGCUCAGGACCUCUGUCUUAAAACGUCUCUUCAAAAAGAAAACAGGACAAAUACAUCUCUUAAAGCCAUAGUAUCAUCACACCCCCCCUUAAAAAAAAACCCAUCAAUAUACAAAGAUGGGUACAUUUUUAAAAAUCUUGAUUCUUAUGCUGUUAGUACACUACAAUACAUAUACAUUACGUUGACUCUAACCAUGGAAACAUUCACUACUACAGUCCAUUUCGGCCAGUUUGUCCUGCCACCAAAUGCCUCCAUCUUCCUUCACCAAAGUUGUGACAGCAUAUCGGCAAUUAUGUUCUCUCAUCCUAACAUGUAUAUAAUUUUCAAAUUGAAUGGCUGCAAUAAUAAGCUCCAUGUAAACAAUCUGGAAUUUUUGUCCUUAAAUUUCUCCAGGAACUUUAAGCGGUUGUAAUCAGCAUAUUCAAUUGACUCAGACACAUUACUGGCAACAUAAGUGUUGAAAUGUUGCAAUGCCAACAUCAAUCUCAAAGUCUCCUCCUCAAUCAUAGAAUAUUUCUGUUAAUAAUUAUUCAAUUUUCUUGAAAAAUACCCAAUACAUAUUUCUAUCUUCUCAUCUUGUUGCAACAAAACAGCACCGACACCCAUAUCACUUGCAGUGAUGGCCGCCUUGAAUGGCUUUGCGUAAUUAAAUGUGGCUAACUCUACGCAGUGGGUAACACAGCUUUCAGGCUGUCAAAUGCCUUCUGACAGUCCUCCAUCCAUUGAAAUUUUCUGCACUUCUACAAGUCAAUCAGUGGAGCAACCACACUGCAAACAUUUGGUAUGAACUUCUGAUAAAAACCACUCCAUCCCAGGAAUCAUAUAACUUCUGUCUUCGUCGAUGGUAUGGGAAGCUCCUCAAUAACCUUUGUUUUCACGUCAUGUGAGACCAUCUUUCCAUUUACAAUGGCACGGCCCAGGAACAUGAUUUGGGCUUUUGCGAGCUCACUCUUAGCAAGGUUUAUCACUAAGCCUGCGCCCUAAAGUUGAUUGAAUAAUUCUGAUAGAUGCUUCAAAUGUGUCUUUCGCAUGUAACUAAAAAUCACCAGAUCAUUGAUGUACACUACACCAUUGGGUAAUCUCGAAAUGACUAUUGGUUAGUCUUUGAAAUGUGGCUGGCGCAUUUUUCAGACCAAAUAGCAUGACUUUAAACUGACUUUAAAUUUCCUUCACACUUUCGGAUAAAGGUACCUGUCAGUGUCCUUUAAGAAAGUCCAGCUGAGAGGUAUAAGUUGUUUGUCCCACUUUCUUAAUAUAGUCUUGCAAACGUGGAAUGGGAUAUGAAUUAGACUUUGUAACUGCAUUGACUUUGAGAUAGUCCACUUAUAAUUAUUGGAUACCACCUGGUUUUGGCACCAUUACUACGGGUGAGUUCCAUUUGCUGCAGCUCAUUUCAAUUAUAUUGUCUUUGAGCAUGCGUUCAAACCCUUUUUGAAUCUGUACCAACCUUAGAGGGUUAUGUCUAUAAGGAUGUUGCUUAAUUGGAACACAUUUUCUAUAUCUACAUUAUGUGUCAUUAGUACUUUCCCAGCUUAUUCCCACAUAUCUCCCCAAUUGAUUGUAAUAAUUCUUUCAGGUCAUUUUGAUAUUCCUUUGGAAGUUAACUCUAUUUUAUCCCAAUUUUUGAGAACUUCCUCAUGUCUAAUUUAAUUUGAGGAACAUCCAAUUCAGAAUCCCCUGAACUUGGCUCUUCACUCUGUGUUGAAACCAGUAACACAUUCUCCUUUUGCUUUCCUUCCCUAUCGAAAUAACUUUUGAACAUAUUCACAUGACACACUGAGAGAUUUCUUUCUAUCUGGCGUUCUUAGCAAAUAGUUCACCUCACUCAAUUUCCUUUCAAUUUGAUAAGGCUCACUAAACCUUGCCUUUAAAGACUCACCUACCAUUGGAAGUAACACUAACACUUUAUCUCAACCAGCAAAAUGGCAUUUUUUUGAUUUAUUGCUUGCUUCCUGUUUUAUCGCAUGCUGUGUUACUCUCAAAUGCUGUCUCGCCAACUUAUCCACUCUAUUUAAUUUUUGCUAAAGUUUGACACACAGUCCAAAUAUGUGGUCUUUGAACUCUGAUUCACCAAUUUCUCAUUAACUAAUUUCAGUGGUCCUCUCACCUCAUGCCCAAAAACUAAUGCAAAUGGAUCAAAUUUAAUUGAUUCAUUAGCAGUAUCCCGAAUUGCAAAAAGUACAAAUAGAGUUCCUUUAUCCCAGUCCUCUGGAUUGUCUUGCGUGUAAGCCUCAACAUGGUCUUUAAAGUUUGAUGCCACCAUUCUAAUUCUCCUUGCGAUUCUGAAUGGUACGUGGUGGAUUUGAAAUGUUUUAUUUCUAAGUUAUCCAUAACUUCCUUGAAUAAUUUUGAUGUAAAAUUUGACACUUGGUCUGAUUUGUGUUUCUCCGGGUAGUCUGUAUCCAGUAAAAAAAAAUUGAGUAACUCUUCUAUAAUCCUUUUAGCUGUAA